ACAAACUCGAAGAAAACGAUGUAAUAAAUAAUGUGUCAAGUAAUACAAGUGUAAGUACGUAAUAACAAAAUGAAGUGGUAAUGUUGCCGGCAAAAGGUCCUUUGAUUAAGUAAGCCCUUAGUGUAAUCGAACGUAAUUUAUUUAUAAAUGAAGACUUUUACAAGUGAAUUUAAGUCUGUUAAACAUAGGAAAUCUAACACAUUAUUAUAAAAUAAUAUUAAACAUGAACGUAAUUAAUAAUUACGAAAACGAACGUCGGGGGAGCAGAUCCCGAGCUCUAGAGAGGUCCUUAAGCUAUUCUGAAGCUAUCGGUAAUGGAUCUGGAAGAUCAUCGAUUGAAAUACCGAGAAUAGUCAACACAGAAGUAUACGCAAAUGAAGAGAUAAAAAAACAUUACAGAAUUUCCCAAACAUACGUCGAAGGCAGAGAAAUCGCUUUCCCUUUUGUAAAUAAUGACGAUAACAAUGCGUACCAUGGAGGUAAAAUUGAAUUAGGAUAUACAGAAUAUUCAAGUGAAGACGAACAAACAGAUGAUGGUCUCGUGAUGACGAUUGAUGUUGAGACGGAAAGUCCGAAAAGUUCGGAGAAAAGAAAUAUUUCGGAUGCAUCAACUCAACCCCUCGUCGGUUCCGUCGUGUCGACUGAUAUUUACGACACUAUCGAAAGUGCGGAUAGUAUUUAUAAUGAGACUGACGCAAGAGCACCUUCAGCUCAUGGUUAUUCUACCCCAUAUACGAAAAGGCGCAAGAAAGGCAAACGAUCUCGACGACAACACGGCAGGCCAAUUAGAUCUAGGAGAGUAGUUUAUAAGACUGGAGAAGAGAAUGUACCUGUUAGGAGCAACGUGCCCGCUAAGUCUCUUAAAUACAUGAGGGAUAUCGUCAACACUGUAAUCAACAGCAAAUGGCGUUGCAUACUCCUAAUGAUGAUCUGCACUUAUUUCAUCUUCUGGUUCAUCUUUGCUGGAAUCUGGUACGCGGUGGCAUCUUCCUAUCAAGACGACAUUGGAGAUGGAAAGGAGCACUGUGUUACGGGAACUUCAUCUUUCGCUGGUUUUCUUAUGAUGUCUGUGGAAACUCAGAUGACCAUCGGCUACGGCGUCAGAUAUCCAAACGAAGAGUGCCCUGAAGCUAUCAUUGUUAUGGUUUUAGAGAUUGUAGCGGGAACAGCUCUAUCAGGAGGUCUUUCGAGUUUGCUGUUCACGAAAUUAGUGAGGCCAAAUAAACAUGUAUCGUCUGUUGGGUUCAGUAAGAAAGCCACUGUGUGUCUGCGUGACGGCGAACUCUGCCUUCAGUUCAGGGUGUGGGAUCUACUGAACCUUCACUUGAUUGGGGGUACGAUCACUGCGUACAUGUUGAAACCAAUCAGGACUUUAGAAGGUGAAACCGUGCAAAAUUAUAUUCACCAGCUCGAACUGAAGGAGGCUCGUGCUUUUCUAUUAUGGCCCAUCACAGUGGUCCAUGUGAUUGAUGCGCAGAGUCCUCUCUAUGACUUUACAGCUCAGGAUAUGAUGGACUACAGGUUUGAAAUAGUUGUGUGUUUGACGGGAUCGUCUAAAAAUAUGGGAACAAUGACGCAGAGUAGAACAUCUUAUCUCUCAAAAGAAAUCAUUUGGGGUUACCGAUUCAAGAAUGUUUUGAAGUACUCCAAAAAAGAAGAGGCUUAUGUCAUUGAUUUAGAAAAUCUGAACACCGUCGAACAAGUAGAAACGCCGCUGUGCAGCGCCAGCCGCUUGAAAGAAUUCGAAGAGAACAUCAAAUCGUCUCAACAAUUGCUAUCAACGCCUACCUUCACUUCUCUAUCUCCUACCAACUUAUCUCUAAGCCAGGAAGAUUCAUCAAAUCUAUCCCCAGCCCCUGAAUCUUUACCUUCAUCACCUUCUUUUAGCAGAACUGGUACGCAAAGAAGUUUUGGAUGGCAUUUUAGAAAAUACCGCCCUGAGAAUUAUAUGCAGGAUCAUGGAGUGCAUAUUAUAACUUCAGCCAAAGCGGUUGAAAUUUAAAUAUUAUAAAAUAUUGUAUC
Molecule: messenger RNA, 2022 nt
Organism: Vanessa atalanta (red admiral)
Lineage: Eukaryota; Metazoa; Arthropoda; Insecta; Lepidoptera; Nymphalidae
Product: ATP-sensitive inward rectifier potassium channel 10-like
Exons: 9
Coding region: 224-2002 (592 amino acids)
Biological process (GO): regulation of monoatomic ion transmembrane transport; potassium ion import across plasma membrane
Cellular component (GO): plasma membrane
Molecular function (GO): inward rectifier potassium channel activity
Source: RefSeq, a predicted model, not a curated record